UUGUUUGUUGAUUUGCAUCAGAAAAUUGAAAUGAAAUUUGGUAAAAUUGACUUUUUUAACUUCAAUUUGAUUUCGGAUGUUGCUCUGUACUGUUGGCCUUUCGAUACUUUCCGAGGCUCUUUCUAAGACUAAACUGUCUUCCGUAUCUUUGAAAUCAAAAACCUGUUGAUUCCUAGCCUGCCAAAUUUCACAAGUUACUGCAGCAACAUAACUCAUAUCCUCUGCAUUAAGGUGGGCUAGGCUGUGAACCAACCAACCUAUGAAAUCCCACUGAUAGCUUCCAAAAUUGACUCCUAAUUUCGAACCAAACCAAAUUUUAGAUGUGUGGUGGCAGUCCAUAAAAACGUGAUUAAUAGUCUCUUCCUUUUGGAGACACCUAGGACAGAGAAUUAGACAUUGAACUCCACGCUUACUAAGUGCGCUUCUAACGGGGAUAGCUUGUUGGAUGAUUCUCCAAAUCAGUGCUUUGUGUCUAGGGAUAGUGGCCAUGCUCCAAAGUUUCUUCCACUCAUUGUGGUAGGGGUCAGAAUGCGCAGAACUAGGUAGGACAGUGUUCUUCAAAAUCAUUCCUUUCAUUCUGAAACAAACACAGCAUGGUAAAAGGACGAACCCUUCUUCGUUUUGUUAUGUUGAAUAUGUUUUGAGUUUAUUGAACUAAAUGUUAGGUUAUUAAUUUUUUGUUGUGGGGUUUAUUGAUUUGUGAGAUUUUUUAUCUCAAUUUAAGAUUUAAGAUUGAACUAUACUAUAGAAGGUGUUGUAUAGUUGAAUUGGUGUGCUUGUGUGUGUGUUUCAUAGGAUCAAAUUGCUUCAUUUGCCACUAAAUCUUCCAAGAGAAAUGCUAUGUGCAAACGCUAUCUACAGACUAGUGCAUGAUCUUUGCAGUCCCCCAUGGUUUUAACAUUGUUGCUUCGUCUUUAAUAGUAUUUUUCCCUUAUGCAGGAAAUGAUAAAAGGGUGUAAUAAAUUACCGACAUUGUCCAACCUCUUGAAGAAGCUAGACCAAGAAUUUAAAGAAAAACUUUGGACUAUAAUUAGGGAUAAUGGUAGGGGUAGCUCAUUACUUAGGCUACUAAAACUUGUCCCAGACGACAACGUGGAGUUUCCAACUCCUUUGUUGAUGCAGUUCAUGAGAUUUUAUAGUGUAGACCACGAAUCCAACCCCACAUAUUAUAGUUUUAACGUUUGUGGUGGUCAACGAAUGAAUGUCACCUUGCAAGACGUUUUAUAUUUGACCAGCUUACCGAUCAUUGGCCGGGCGGUUGUCCCCAAUGAUAGUAGGGACAACAAUGCUUUUCACCGAGUUUUCUCGGCUCAUGAAGAUCGGAAGCUAAUUACCCUAGUCGAGUUACAAUCAUUAUGUACCGAUUUGAGUAGAAAUGAGGAGGAGAGGAUCAAAGUUGUACUACUAAUGAUUGUAACAUGUUUAAUAACCCCUGAUGGCAAUGGCCAUAAUUGCAAUACUUCAUACGUGAAGUUUAUUGAAAAUUUAGAUGAGGUGGAUUCAUUUGCUUGGGGUGCAGCAUUGUUGGCAUACUUAUACCAAGGCAUGAAGAAACAUAUUUUGAAGCAGAAGAACUUAGAUGGCUUCCUAUGGCUUAUACUUGGAUUCUUCUUUUAUCAUUUUAAAGAACUAUUUGACAUUUUCGAUAUAGAUGGGGACCAAGUGAUGACGCCUGCGGUGGGUGUGCCAAUGAUUUUUCCUUUGAUAGAGAAAUUGUCUCCAAUCGGAAAAAACCACCACUCGAAGAUUGAUAACGCCCUAGAUGUAAAAAUUGACCGUGUACGUGUACUGCUGGAAAACGUGGAGGAAUCAAGCUGCAGAUGAAAACGACAUAUCACGUUGCUUCCGCACUAAAAUUUACCCCAAAAAGGAUGAAAUAGAUGUGUGUUCAAAGUUUCUGAAGCAACAUGAAAACAAUAUCGACUUUCAUAUCCCUGCAUGGAUUACAACUGUUGGCAAAAGAGGUACUAUGGUUACUUUUAAGUUGGACAAUGGUAGAUGGCUAUUGUGUGGAGGCAUGUCAGUAGCAAAGGCUAAUAAUUUUAGGAAACCAACCGAUGUUUACCUUGUAUAUGAGGAAGAUAACAAGUUUCAAAUGUGGCUCAAUGAAAGAUUUGAAACUAAAUCAGAGCCCAAUAAGCACAAACUGUACUUAUAGUUUAUUGAAUUUUUUUACCAUUUUUUUUUUAAAUUUCAGAAUUAACUCAACACUUAUUAUGAUUAGAAAUCUAUAGCUUAAAUACUUAAUAAAACAAAUUCAAUAUAAUUAAAUUCA
Trifolium pratense (red clover) is the source of this 2275-nucleotide messenger RNA. RefSeq lists its product as uncharacterized. NCBI's taxonomy places the organism in Eukaryota, Viridiplantae, Streptophyta, Magnoliopsida, Fabales, Fabaceae. The record is from RefSeq and is a predicted model, not a curated record. The transcript has 4 exons. Bases 934 to 1824 code for a protein of 296 amino acids.